Molecule: messenger RNA, 1743 nt
Organism: Cornus florida
Lineage: Eukaryota; Viridiplantae; Streptophyta; Magnoliopsida; Cornales; Cornaceae
Exons: 1
Coding region: 120-1547 (475 amino acids)
Source: RefSeq, a predicted model, not a curated record
CUUGUACGAACUUGUUCACAAGAUUUCAUCACUUUGUCCGAUCAAACACUGAGAAAUCACAAAGAAAAAAAAAUCAAACGAUUCAUCAUCACACUCAUCACAGCCCUAAAACCCCCGUCAUGAACCACCACCACCACCACCCAUCACCGCCACACCUCGACCACCGCACCACCGCCCAAGUCAUCAAACAGACCACCUCAAUCUUCACCUCCCAUCUCUUCACAUUCCUCUUCCUCUCCUUCCUCAUCCUCACCUUCCGCACCAACGUUGAGAACGGCACGCGCUACGUCACCGCCUUCAUCGAUCGGGACCCUUCUCUCAAAUCCCUCCUCUCUCGCAUCGACAUCUCCGGCAAGACCCUCCAUUCAUCGUCCCCGUCGGACCAUCUCGUCCACCGCCGCCGCCAUCGCCGCCCCUUCCUCCACCUCACCCGCGUCGGAACCCUCGACGACGACUUCUUCUCCGGAGACGAGGACAACGAUCGCUCCCUCUUCGGCAACAUCCACAGAACCCACUCCAAUGGCAGUUUCUUGAUUCUCAACAACUUCGAUUCGAGAUUAGGGUUUUCGGAUUCCGUCUCUGAUAACGGAAUUAGGGUUUCGGAAAUCGUCCGCUCCGGCUUCUCUCUCAAAGCCCCUGAGAGUUCAUUGCAACCAGUGGAAGACGAAAGUCAUCAUCAAAGCAAUAGUGGUGAUGAGGGAAACAAAAUGAAUGGUUCGGUGAAAGAAGAAAAAGAUGAGGGCGAAAAGGUUGUGGAUUUGCGGUUCUUUAUCAAUGGAUUGCAGCUCGGACGCCGCGACGCCGCUGCGGUGUUCUUUCUUGUGUGUUUACUGUCUGCAGCCUACAGCUAUGUGAUUCUAGGGUUUCUGGUCACGUAUUCGUGGGUUCUUGGGAUUGCAUUCGUCUCUGUAGUGAAUGAUUUGCUGGGGAGGUAUCGAUCAUUUGCUGGGAAUGUAUGGGAUGGUUCGAGAUUGGGUCUGAAAAGGCUUUCUGGGUUCAUUCUUAUGAAAUGGGCGGUCAGGGACGCAUUGACCCAGCUUCUGGGUUUAUAUUUUUUUGGAGAAAUCGAAGAUCAAUACUCUUUCUUUAAAAUCUUUGUGAGGUUGAAAUUGCUGCCUUUCUCAAUUUCACCUCAGUGGAUUCGGGGAUUCGAUAAGGAGCUUGCUGGGUUUUUGCUUGCUUGGUUUUUGUUGGACACUUUUGUGGGUUUUAUUUUUUCUGUUGAUUCCUGGGUUGCUAUUGUGGACUCGAGAAGGAGUGGGAGGGAGAUUGUAAGAGAAGGGUGUUAUUUGUUAUCAACAAUGUUACACCAGGCAAUCAAUAUCAAAUGUUUGGAAUCUGUGCUUUGUGGGUCAUUCACGAGAUGGAUUUUGGCUGAUUUUUUCGGAAAAUUGUUUGCUUCUGCUUUCCAGUCAGUGAUGGAGGUUUAUUUUAUGGUGGCUUGGUUAAUAUUCUACUUUGCUGUGAGGUCUAAGGAUGCUACUUCUCUUGGAAGGACAUUUGGGCGGAGAGAGUUGGAGGGUUUUAUUGUUGAUGGCCUUAGAUGAUAGUCAGUGGGAUUUGAUUGACCGAAUUCUUCAAGUCCUCAACUGGACGCUAUAAUAGCGGUAAUGUUUCGGUGCCUUCUUGUAUUCCUGUUUCGCAAUUAAUGUGAUUCAGCAGUGCCAUUGUUUUAUGAUGUCACCAGCAAUGUGUUGUAUGUACUUUACCUUGAGGCAAUAUAUAACUUGUGAAUAUUUCUUA